Molecule: messenger RNA, 1560 nt
Organism: Pelobates fuscus (common spadefoot toad)
Lineage: Eukaryota; Metazoa; Chordata; Amphibia; Anura; Pelobatidae
Gene: TRMT10A
Product: tRNA methyltransferase 10A
Exons: 8
Coding region: 131-1117 (328 amino acids)
Biological process (GO): tRNA N1-guanine methylation
Cellular component (GO): cytosol; nucleoplasm; nucleus
Molecular function (GO): methyltransferase activity; tRNA binding
Source: RefSeq, a predicted model, not a curated record
UAAUAUGUCCGUGCUUUGUACAUGAUGCAUGAAAACAGCAACAUUUUAAGAAAUAUACUGAUUUUUCUUUCUGGAUUUUAGUUCUUACCUACUGUUGCAUGGAAGUCACAGUUGAGUCAAACUGGGCAUUAUGGCAUCCAAUGUUACAGUUGAUCAACCAAACACUGUAGAAUUCAUAAAUGAAAAAGAAUCAGAAAAAAGUGAUACUGGUCAUGCAGAGGUACAAGAAAGCGAAACAUGUAAGAGACAAGACAACAUGUCAAAGCGUCAAAUGAAGAAACUGUUAAAACAGAAACAAUGGGAAGACCAAAGAGAUCUGAGAAAGCAAAAACGAAAAGAAAAAAGAUUGAAGAGGAAACAGGAACGACAGGCCAAGCUGGAACAAAACCUGGAUGAGAAUAUUAAGAAGCGAAUCCGCAGAGAGAGUAAUCCCAGUUCACUUCGCCUUAUUAUAGACUGCAGCUUCGAUAAUUUGAUGGCCUUAAGAGAUGUGAAAAAGCUGAACAAACAAAUUCGGAGGUGCUAUGCAGAGAAUCGUCGGGCACUGCAUCCGGUUCAGUUUUAUUUAACCAGUCAUGGUGGACAGUUGAAAGGCAACAUGGACGAGUUUGACAAGGGAUGGAUUAAUUGGAAGGAUAUCCACAUAAAAUCUGAACAUUUCAAAGACCUUAUGAAGCCCCAAGACUUAGUUUACCUUACAUCUGAUUCCCCAGAAGUCCUUAAUGAGCUUGACGAGACCAAAGCAUAUGUUAUUGGUGGUUUGGUUGAUCACAAUCAUCACAAGGGGAUUACAUACAUGCAAGCCUUGGAUCUUGGAAUAAGUCAUGCACAGCUGCCGCUAUCAAACUUUGUUAAAAUGAAUAGUCGGAAAGUAUUGGCAGUGAAUCAUGUUUUUGAAAUUGUGCUUGCCUUUCUGGAGAAGAAAGAUUGGAAAGAAGCCUUUUUCUCUGUUCUACCUCAAAGGAAGGGAGCAGUGCCACUAAAUGGCAGUUGUGAUGGUCCUGCUGACACAUUACCUUGUGAAGAAGAUGGAGAGGAAUCCGAUAGCGACACAAGUUUGGAUGAAACGGAAGCACAGAGAGAAUCCAAACAAGAUGAUGAAAAUGAGAUUAGCUGACAUCUUUAAACUAUAGGAUUUUUUUUAAUGGGAAGAGCAAUUUUAGUGUAUAAUUCUAAGAGCUGUGUUCUAUAACCAGUGAUGAGUGUAUCAGUAGUGAACACAUUUCCAAUUCCCUGUAGAUAUUAAUGGAAGAACUGCUAUUCACUUGUAAGUCAAAUGUCUAUCUGCUCAAAGACUUUAAAGUUGAACAGUCAUUGGUUGAUUUCCUUGGAUUAUUUUUUUUUAUAUAUAUAUACCUAACCCAUUUUAUACGUUUUAUUUUUAUGGAUAUAUCUGGGAUCACUAUAGGGAAACAUUACAUAUCACAAGUGAUGAAAGAAACCAGAAGAUAUAAAUCAUGAAGCAAUAUUUUGCAUUCGUGUUUUUUAUUUUAUCCAUUCAGCAAAAAGAAACUUGUUUCAUGUAAAAAAAUAAAAUAUAAGUUAUAUCAAUGAAAACAA